CCACACUUUGUGUGAAAUCAGCCUGUCGAACACGGUGCAUUCUGAGAUGCUCGUUUCUCUCAUAGGAUGUGAAGGCGUAGCCAUCGACAUGCAAUAUCCAGCCAGGGCGCUAAGUCCGAAGAGGCGCCGGAGUAACGUACAUUUGGUUAAGUUACCUACGCUGCCACAUUUACCGGAUAAUGGGGGCUUCAAUUAUGUGUCAUGCGAUGCUACCUCUGUGGAAUGGGGCAUCUGCCUGUCUGGCAAGGGGAAAAGAAUCGGCCCCUCUUGGUAAGCAGAAACACCCUGCAGAUCUGCAGCUGGGGAUAGUGCAGCUAAUUGUGAAUCUUGAAGGGUGUUUUGGACAACGAUUGACUUCUGCAUUCUCGAGGUUUCUGGCAAGAUAUAUAAAGCAUAAAGUCCAGAGAGUUUCGGUGGAUUUCAAUACUUCCGAUCGACCAACCUUCUACCCAUCAAAGUUUACUUCGGAAAAGCCAGUCACACUAUCUCAUUUCCAUCUACUUUUCUUACAAUGGAGACUGUUCGUCGAAUUAACCGAUGGACUCAGGAAGAGGACUCAAUCCUCAUCCAGAAACUCUACGAGCAACAGACCUGUAUGUCCCACCUAUCUUCCCUCUUUUUCAAUCUUCCGUGGCUGAUAUUGUUAUAUAUUUACUAGAUGACCUUCCUAGCGCAGCUACCGAUUGGCAAAAGAUUGCCGCCGCCCUCCCUGGCCGGUCGAACAAAGACUGCCGGAAACGAUGGUUCAAUGUCCUCAGCGGGGGCCUGCGAAAAGGUGCUUGGUCACCCGAAGAAGAUUCCUACCUGAGAGAUGCUGUGCGGAUCGAGGGCAAGUCGUAAGUAUCAGAAUUCAACUGAAGAACAUUACAUUUGUUGGACAAGAACUCAAAGGAAGUCACAGAUGGAUGCGUGUUGCACAGCAUGUCCCCCAACGCACUGCAGACCGUAUGUUUUAUCCUGAUAGCAUUCACAGGGGAACGUAUCAGACUCUAACUAAGUGUUAGAAUGUGCAAAACGGUGGCAGCAUUUCCUGGAUCCUACCCUUGAUCGCUCUGAGUGGACAGCAGAGGAGGUACGACAACUAUACACCAACUGUAAUGGAAAACACUAUGCUGAUAUAUAAGGUAUUCCAGAAUGAACGUCUACUCUGCGCAGUGCAGCAACACGGCCGUCGUUGGCUGGAUAUCCGUAACCAAUACUUCCCUCUGCGAUCUCCAAAUGCCCUGAAGAACCAGUAAGUGCCAAUACAUUAUCAUUCCCUAGAUCGAAUUUAUUAUAUCAUAACUAACUUCAAUAUAGAUAUUCAAUUCUUAUGCGCCGCCAUGAAAGGAAUCUUGCGGCUGUUGGAAAGAGGACCCAGAACGUAAUGGAUAUCACUUCGAGCUAUCAUUCAACCUCAAUGAGCACACUAAGAACCCCCAGUAGCCAUACUGGGUCAAAAAAAUCUCGCAAAACUCACUGCGAGGCUGAGACCUAUAUUAAACCAGAACCAGAUGAUUACUUUAUGGACUCGUUUUAUGGAGAACUUGAGUUCAAGCCCACUAUGUCACCAGCCACGGACUAUGGGUUUGUUGGAAAAGGGGUCACGACGCCCGACCCAAUUGCCCGUCCAUACGCUGGAUUCCUGAAACAAGAGGAGGUAUCACUGACUGAAUACGACGCGCCAUGUUAUACUUCGAGCCUCGGACCACAGUACGAAGCCAACGCUAUUCAGAUACCCCACAUGGAUGCCGGUAUCUCAAGCAAUACUACCGAAGACAUGUGGAUGGCAUAUCCCACAUCACCAAGCUCAACAGCACCUAGCGAUGGUGAUCUCGGCGGUUUCUCUCACAGAGAUCAAUGGGGCUACAGCGUGACAGGCAUGCCACUACAAGGCCAAAACGCACUUGCGACAUACGGAUAUAGUGGUUACCAUUGAAAUCUGCCUAACUCGGCAAAAUGAUAUCAGCACAACGUAUUUCCCUGCAUUACGCAGCAUUAAAUAAAUCUGGGUCUUAAGUCAACCUACUUUCAUACCACUCCCUUGGCCUGUCAGCUGGCUUUUCAGGCUCCAUCUCCUAGCUACCUGU
Messenger RNA from Trichophyton rubrum CBS 118892, 2069 nucleotides. RefSeq lists its product as uncharacterized. NCBI's taxonomy places the organism in Eukaryota, Fungi, Ascomycota, Eurotiomycetes, Onygenales, Arthrodermataceae. The transcript has a single exon. The record is from RefSeq and is a predicted model, not a curated record. Bases 1313 to 1918 code for a protein of 201 amino acids.